AUGCUUCACUUACUCGGCGUUCUCGUAUUUUUGUCUGUUGGUGCUCAAUUUGCGGAACCGUUUUUCUUCGGUGGACUAGGUUGCUCAUCCGGUUGUUGUUGUCAACCGCCGCCCCCACCGCCGCCAAUUUGCUUACCACCACCGCCGCCGCCAUGUCCAAUGCCGCUACCAUGCCCGCCGCCACCACCACCAUGCGCCUGCGCUCCACCCGUCUUCCAGCCGUGUAUGAUGCCACAAAUGGUGCCACGAUGUGGUUGUGGAUGCGGACGUAAACGAAGAUCGCUGAAGUUCACCAAUUCAACAAUUGAUAUGUAA
This is a messenger RNA of Caenorhabditis bovis, 315 nucleotides long. The record is from the annotation of a GenBank genome assembly. Lineage: Eukaryota; Metazoa; Nematoda; Chromadorea; Rhabditida; Rhabditidae.